Loxodonta africana (African savanna elephant) is the source of this 846-nucleotide messenger RNA. RefSeq names its product odontogenic, ameloblast associated (gene ODAM). Lineage: Eukaryota; Metazoa; Chordata; Mammalia; Proboscidea; Elephantidae. Gene Ontology annotation, biological process: odontogenesis of dentin-containing tooth. The record is from RefSeq and is a predicted model, not a curated record. Gene Ontology annotation, cellular component: cytoplasm; nucleus. The transcript is spliced from 10 exons. The coding region runs from base 1 to 846 and encodes 281 amino acids.
AUGAAAGUAAUAAUUCUCCUUGGGCUCCUUGGAGCCACACUGGCAGCCCCACUUGUCCCACAGCGCCUUGUGUCAGCAAGCAACAGCAAUGAGCUACUUCUGAAUCUUAAUAAUGCUCGGCUUUUGCCACUACAGUUUCAGGGCCCAUUUAAUUCAUUGACUCCUCCUUUCUCUGGGAUCCUGCAACAUCGACAGCAGGCUCAAGCUCCUGGACUGUCCCAGGUCUCUUUGCCAACCCUAGAUCAAUUUGUUGGACUGUUCCCAAAUCAGGUACCUUUCCCAGGACAAGCCAAUUUUGCCCAAGGACCUCAGUGGGCCCAGCUAGACCCCUCACAGGCUCAAAUACCACUGCAGACCCAACAGGGCCCUAAUCACGUGAUGCCUUAUGUGGUCUCCUUCAAAUUGCCCCAAGAGCAGGCACAGACACUUCAGUACUAUCCACUGUACGUUUACCUACCCUGGGAGCAAGCUCUACAAACAGUCACCUCUACACAAUUACCUCAACAAGCAGGACAGCAGCAAAUUGAGGUGCAGGUACCACUUUAUACUCUAUUUGAAUAUAUUCCACAACAAGCAGAACCUGUUAUACCAGGAGGACAGCAACAAGUAGCCUUUGAGCCUCUUGUAGGCACAGCCCCUGAAAUUGCUCUCCUGCCAGCAGGAGAAGUGGUGCCAUAUUUACAAAAAGAAAUGACAAACUUUAGGCAUGCCAGUGCAGGAAUUUACAGGCCUUCAACUUCACCAAAACCCAGCACAACCCAUUUUUUCACUUCUGCUGUAGACCCAACUAUUACCCCAGAGUUCAUGGAAGAAAAGGCCAAGACUGAUAGCUUAAGGGAACCAUAA